AUGCCUUUCCACAAGUUGGUCAAAAACAGCGCGUACCACAGCCGGUACCAGACCAAGUACAAGCGCAGACGCCAAGGCAAGACCGACUACUAUGCCCGCAAGCGCCUCAUCACCCAGGCCAAGAACAAGUACAAUGCGCCCAAGUACCGCCUCGUCGUCCGCUUCACCAACAAGGACAUCAUCAUGCAAAUUGUCACGUCGGAGAUCACCGGCGACAAGGUCUUGGUGGCUGCCUACGCCCACGAGCUGAGAGCCUACGGCAUCAACCACGGACUGUCCAACUGGGCUGCCGCCUACGCCACCGGCCUGCUCAUUGCCCGCCGCGUCCUUAGCAAGCUUGGCCUUGACAAGGACUUUGUCGGCGUCGAGGAGGCGGAUGGUGAAUUCACCCUGACCGAGGCCGCCGAGACGGACGACGGCGAGCGCCGCCCCUUCAAGGCCUUCCUUGACGUCGGCCUGGCCCGCACCUCGACGGGUGCCCGCGUCUUUGGCGCCAUGAAGGGCGCCUCGGACGGCGGCAUCCUGGUCCCCCACUCGGAGAAGCGAUUCCCCGGCUACGACAUGGAGUCCAAGGAGCUCGACGCCGAGGUUCUCCGCAAGUACAUCUACGGCGGUCAUGUCGCCGAGUACAUGGAGACGCUCGCCGACGACGACGAGGAACGGUACCAGAGCCAGUUCCAGAAGUACAUUGAGGAUGACCUCGAGGCCGACAGCCUCGAGGACCUCUAUACCGAGGCUCACAAGGCGAUCCGCGAGGAUCCCUGGAAGAAGGCCGAGAGCGACGCCCCCAAGAAGAGCAAGGACGAGUGGAAGGCCAUUUCCAAGAAAUACCGGACCUCCAAGACCAGCAAGGCCGAGAAGCAGAAGAAGAUCCAGGAGAGGAUCCAGGCUAUCUUGCAGAAGGAGUAG
This is a messenger RNA of Hirsutella rhossiliensis, 909 nucleotides long. Its product is annotated as ribosomal large subunit proteins 60S l5, and 50S l18 domain-containing protein. The transcript has 3 exons. Gene Ontology annotation, molecular function: structural constituent of ribosome; 5S rRNA binding. Gene Ontology annotation, cellular component: cytosolic large ribosomal subunit; ribosome. The coding region runs from base 1 to 909 and encodes 302 amino acids. NCBI's taxonomy places the organism in Eukaryota, Fungi, Ascomycota, Sordariomycetes, Hypocreales, Ophiocordycipitaceae. Gene Ontology annotation, biological process: ribosomal large subunit assembly; translation. The record is from RefSeq and is a predicted model, not a curated record.